CGCCUAUUUGCUAGAAAACGUGUUUUAACUUCGUUCGUGCUUUUGUUUCUAAUGCGUUGAAUUUAAUUCAGUAUGUCGUGGAACGCGUAGUUGCGCUUAGCCAGAGAGGAAGUUGAAUCCAAGAAGAGAUGAAUGAAUGUGGUGAAUACAGAACUUGAAACAACAGCUCAUGCGAACAGAGUAGCCAAGAAACUCUCCAAAACAGCACUGCAGGAGCAUCAGAAAGAGCAGAAGGAAAGCUCAGAGAAACAAAAGCAGAGAAAACUGGAGGAAAGAUUACAGAAUGCACCCCAGAAAAGAGCAUUAAACUCCUCUGCAGUGAAACCUUUCAAAAAGAGAGAUAACACCAUGAAUACAGUUUUAAACCCUGCUUUCCCGGCGCUUGUUUCCGUGUUGAUGCUGCAGUGCCAAGCCUUCAUCUUCAGAGAAAUCACAGUGAAUGACCCCGUGACCUUCCCGUGUACCUGCUCUGGAAAUUGCCCAGUGGUCCAGUGGACCCGCUUCAUUCCCAGCGAAGCCGUCAUUGCUGAAAGCCGGAUGUGUCACGGUAAACAGUACGAUGAGAGAUUUUCAGUAUCAGGAAAUGCCAGCAGAGGAAAUUUCUCCCUGACGAUCAGUUCAGUAGCCUACAAUGAUGCCGGCUCCUACAGGUGCAGCUGUAAUAGAAACCCAGUUGCUGAAGUAAAGCUGAAAGUUAUCGUUCCGACAGUUAUAAAGGCUUUCGAGAGGGAGAAUGUCACCCUCCCGUGCUACGGAAACACUCAGCACAAUGUUCAAGAUGUCACAUGGAAGAAAGAUGGACAAAAGGUUCUGCUGUACACCCCGGCAAACAGAUCAGUGACGACUGCUGAAGCAUCAGAAAGCAGAUUGAUGAUGUCCAUAAAAGGCUUUCUAGAUGGUUGUCUCUCUCUUCACAUCAGUUCAGUUCAUCUGUCUGAUGCAGGAUUAUAUCAGUGUCUCCUCCAUGAUGAGUCUCAGGACGGAGACCCAGAAGCUGUUUUACUGAAGGUAGAAGGGCGACAACAAUUAUCAACCACCAACAGCAAUGAAGUUUCAGUCCUGUGUGUGUUUCUAGGAUGCAUCAUCUUGGUUGGCAUCAUUGGAUUAAUUGUUUACGUUGUCAGAAGACGCUUCAGGAAAUCCAGAUCAGGAGUUUAACACACAGGACAGCAUUAAAACCAAAGCUCUAAGAGGGAUUCCAGUCCAUGAACAAUUCAUCAGUAGACAGAGAUGUGGCACAUAUUCUAUUUUAUAAAUACAACCCCAA
Molecule: messenger RNA, 1267 nt
Organism: Neoarius graeffei (lesser salmon catfish)
Lineage: Eukaryota; Metazoa; Chordata; Actinopteri; Siluriformes; Ariidae
Exons: 5
Coding region: 133-1158 (341 amino acids)
Source: RefSeq, a predicted model, not a curated record